Molecule: messenger RNA, 3230 nt
Organism: Ananas comosus (pineapple)
Lineage: Eukaryota; Viridiplantae; Streptophyta; Magnoliopsida; Poales; Bromeliaceae
Product: pentatricopeptide repeat-containing protein At5g04810, chloroplastic
Molecular function (GO): RNA binding; protein binding
Source: RefSeq, a predicted model, not a curated record
CUUCGUUCUACGUCCUCGCGCGAGGAGCUCCCACUCCCUCCUCCCAUGGAAAAUCCCCUUAAUUAUCAUAAAUAAAAAGAAAAUAAGGAAAAAACCGUUGUUUAUUAAUUCAUGGAUUUUCUCUCUCUUCCCACCUCCUCCUACACCCCCUCCACCACUCUCUCUCUAAAACCCCCUCUCAAACCCUCCCCUCCCCUCCACCUCCACCUCUCCUCCCGCAAACCCUCUCCUCCUCUGCCGCCGCCGCCGUCGCCGUCGCCUCUCUCCGCCGCCGCACGUCGCCCCUCGAUCCCGUCUCUUCCCCAACCUCCCAAACCCUCCUCCUCCAAUCCCCUCUCCUCCAAGCUCUGGCUCUCAAGUAAGCUCGCCCCCCCUCCUCCUCCCCCUCCUCCCCCUCCCUUACCUCCACAAGAAGCCCUAUCUCCCGAUCCUCCCACCUCCGAUCCCCCUUCUCCGGCGCCGAGCCCCGAAUCUGCGUCGGCAAACGCUGAUUUCAGGGAACCCGGUAAGAUAUUCGUGGGUAACCUCCCGCUCUGGAUUAAGAAGAACGAGAUCGCCGAGUUCUUCCGCCAAUUCGGGCCGAUAAAGAAGGUGGAGCUCAUCAGAGGCCACGAGGACCCUGAGCGGAAGGAGGAGACGGCGGCGCGGGCGGUGGACUUCGACAGCGUGGAGUUCCACGGGAGGGUCCUUACGGUUCGGUUGGAUGAUGGGAGGAGAAUGCGGGCGAGGUCGGAGGAGAGGGCGAGGUGGGUGGCAGGGUCCGGGGAGGGGAGAGAUUUCCGGUCGACAUGGCACGAGGAAAGGGAUAGGGCCUGUAGGAAGUUCCGGCAGGUUCUGGAGGCUCAGCCAGAGAAUUGGCAGGCUGUGGUCUCCGCCUUUGAGAAAAUAGAGAAGCCAUCCAGGAGAGAGUAUGGCUUAAUGGUGAUGUACUAUGCAAAAAGAGGGGAUAAGCACCAUGCUCGUGCCACCUUCGAGAACAUGAGAGCGAGAGGAAUAGAGCCAAAUUCAUAUGUGUUUACAAGCCUUAUUCACGCUUAUGCAGUUGAUAGAGAUAUGAGAGGUGCAUUAUCGUGCAUUGAAGAGAUGAAGACUGAGGGCCUUGAGCUUACUGUGGUGACUUACAGUAUCCUUAUUGCAGGCUUUGCCAAGAUUAAUGAUUCUGAAUCUGCAGAUAACUGGUUUGAAGAGGCAAAACAGAAGCUUACGUCCCUGAAUGCCAUUAUAUAUAGCAACAUUAUUUAUGCUCAUUGCCAAGCUGGGAAUAUGGGUAGAGCUGAAGAAUUGGUCCGCGAAAUGGAAGAAAAUGGGAUAGAUGCUCCUAUUGAUGCAUAUCACAGUAUGAUGCAUGGCUACACAAAUAUUCAGAAUGAAGAGAAAUGUUUAAUUGUGUUUGAAAGACUUAAGGAAUGUGGAUUCACACCUUCAGUUAUUACUUAUGGUUGUCUUAUCAAUUUGUAUGUUAAGAUUGGGAAGGUCUCAAAAGCCUUAGAGAUAAGCAGAAUAAUGGAAUCAUGUGGCAUCAAACAUAAUAGCAAGACUUACUCAAUGUUGAUCAAUGGGUUUAUCCAUUUAAAUGAUUAUGCAAAUGCCUUCAGCAUCUUCGAGGAGAUGCUUAAAUCAGGCUUAAAAGCAGAUCGCGUCAUAUACAACAUUUUGGUAGAAGCAUUUUGUAAAAUGGGUAAUAUUGAUCGAGCCCUUCGUAUCGUUGACAAAAUGCAAAAGGAGAGAUUUAGGCCUUCAGGUAGAACAUUUAGGCCAAUUAUAGAAGGGUAUGCAGCAGCUGGAGAUAUGAAAAGAGCUAUGGAAACUUUCGAUCUUAUGCGAAGAAGUGGUUGUAUUCCAACUGUAGAAACUUACAAUGCUCUUAUUCAUGGUCUCGUCAGGAAGCAUCAGGUGGAAAAAGCUGUUGAUGUCAUGGAAAAGAUGUCUUUGGCUGGGAUGACUCCAAAUCAGCAUACCUACACAAUUAUAAUGGGCGGUUAUGCUGCUGAUGGUGAUAUAGGCAAAGCCUUCGAAUACUUCACAAAAAUUAAGGAGAAUGGACUAAAACUUGAUGUUUUCAUAUACGAAGCAUUGCUUAAGGCAUGUUGCAAAUCGGGGCGGAUGCAAAGUGCUUUAGCAGUCACGAGGGAAAUGAGCGUCCGAAAGAUUCCAAGGAACACGUUUGUUUACAACAUUCUAAUUGAUGGAUGGGCUCGAAGAGGGGAUGUGUGGGAGGCCGCUGAUUUAGUUCAGCAGAUGAAGCAAGAUGGAGUUCUUCCAGACAUCCAUACGUACACUUCCUUCAUAAAUGCAUGUUGCAAGGCUGGUGAUAUGCUGAGAGCUACAAAAGUGGUAGAAGAGAUGGAAGCUGCUGGAGUAAAGCCUAAUGUUAGAACAUAUACCACCUUAAUUAAAGGCUGGGCGCGGGCUUCGCUUCCUGAGAAGGCUUUUAGAUGCUUCGAAGAGAUGAAACAGGCUGGGUUGAAGCCUGACAAGCCUGCAUACCAUUGCCUCAUGACCUCUCUUCUCUCUAGGGCAACUAUUACUGAGGACUAUAUCUACUCAGGAAUUGUAAGUAUUUGCAAAGAGAUGAUCGAGAACGACCUGACCGUCGAUCUCCGAACCGCCGUGCACUGGUCGAAAUGUCUUCGAAGGAUCGAGAGAUCGGGGGGUGAGCUCACGGAAGCGAUUCAGAGAACGUUUCCGCCUGCUUGGAAUACGCAUGAAAUUGAUGAGAAAAAUUCUGAUUAUCUGAUUGAAAGUCAUGGUGGUGAUGACAGCGAGUAUGAAUUUAGUGAUGAGAGUGGGAAUGAAGAUAAUGAUGAUGAUGCCGGUGAUGAAGGUGCAAUCCAGACACACAAAAUUUAGAGGCAGUGAAAAGUUAAAAGGGUUCACAAUUACAUGUAAUUUGGUGAAGUUUGCAGCAUGUUUCAGUGACGAAAAGGUAUUUCAGCUUAGGAGUAACCAUGCAAUUGAGUUAAAUGGCCAUGAAAUGUUUGUAAUUUUGAUCUUCUUUUUUUUUUUUUUUUUUUUUUUUUUUUUUUUUUUUUGCUCAUUCUGCAUCUCUGUUUAGUAAAACUGCCAUGCUAACAUGGCUGUUGUUUAUUCAUUUUGCUUUUGACCGUAGCUGCUGCUUUUCCAAUUGUAGAGCUUAUUAAUGCAUUACUAAGUUCGCUUUGUUUGUGAUUAUGAGAUUUUGAUGUAGAAAAGUAUUGACAGGAAAUAGCAACAUAAGUUUUGUUGGGGAA